Molecule: messenger RNA, 312 nt
Organism: Cetraspora pellucida
Lineage: Eukaryota; Fungi; Glomeromycota; Glomeromycetes; Diversisporales; Gigasporaceae
Source: the annotation of a GenBank genome assembly
AUGAUUGACUAUAUUGAAAACAAACUAUACUUCUUUGUCAAAUUUGAAGAUGACUUAAAUGAUUUUGUUAUAUCUGAUCAAAGUGCAUUAUAUGCUGCUAAUGUAUAUCAAAAAGAAAUGAAUAAAUGCCAAACAUCUCAAAUUGAAGAAAAUUCUCCUAAAAGAAUAAAAAAAAAUAUUACUAAAUAUUUUGAUCUAACAUUAACAUUAAUUUAUGAAAUUCCAGAUAACAAAGAGAUUAAUAUCACUAAUACAGAAAUUAUUGAGUCAGUAACUAAGUCAAUUAGAAUGGAUGCAUAUAGAUUAAUUUAA